Brenthis ino (lesser marbled fritillary) is the source of this 399-nucleotide messenger RNA. Lineage: Eukaryota; Metazoa; Arthropoda; Insecta; Lepidoptera; Nymphalidae. The record is from the annotation of a GenBank genome assembly.
AUGAAGACAUUUAUCGUUCUUGCUAUCUGCUUCGUUGCGGCUCAGGCCCUCUCUGAAGAACAGAAGGAGAAGCUCAAGAAGCACAGAUCGGAAUGCCUCGCUGAAACUAAGGCGGAUGAACAAUUGGUCAACAAGUUGAAGACCGGAGAUUUUAAGACCGAAAAUGAGCCCUUGAAGAAAUACACACUCUGCAUGCUGACUAAAUCAGAGUUGAUGACCAAGGAUGGGAAAUUUAAGAAGGAUGUUGCUCUCGCCAAAGUUCCUAAUGCAGCGGAUAAGCCAGCAGUGGAGAAACUGAUCGAUUCCUGUUUGGCAAACAAAGGAAACUCCCCACACCAGACUGCCUGGAACUACGCCAAGUGCUACCACGAGAAGGACCCCAAACAUUCCAUCUUCCAA